CCAAAAUGCAGUCCAUUAGGAUUGCAUCGUUUGUGCCAGUGAUGCUGCUUCUGUUGCUAGCAACACUGGCCGACGGAUUGCCGUAUCCGCGACCCAUGCCACAAAAUCUACGAAGAUUGCCGCGUAGGAACGAUUUUGUUGCCUACAACUUGCACCGCAUCAUACGACCGCGCGAUGUGAACGAUCUGGGUGUUGAUCAGGCACGCAAGGCCAUGCACGAUGUGCACGAAACGAUCGCAGAAGUGCAGCGGCUUCUGUCCCUCGAUCCUUCUCUUCCCAGACUUACGAGGGGAGAAAUUGAAGAACUGUUCGAAAAUGUGACACGUGAAGAGUUUGCGAAAUCGCUACGCGCUGGCGAUCACCAUCGAGCCCAGCAUAUGCGUGCACUUAUGCUGGUGUUACCUUACCACGCCAACAAUAUGUCGCCGGAAAAUAUGCAAAAGAUAUACACCCGUCCACCGGUAACACGCAUUGUUGGUGCCGCUUCCAACACAAGGCCGGUCGGUGUCGAAACGCUACCGAUGACACCGGCUCGGUUUGUAGCCAGCAGUACUACUACCACCACCACAACUACUACCGCAGCACCGACGACAUCUGGUGCGCGUACAACGGCCGCUCCCAUCCCGGUGACGACAAUUCGCUUUACAACACCACGUCCAACUACUUUCCAUCCAACGCUACCGGAGCGGAUGCGUGAUGCUUCCUACCAUCGGAAGGAAAAUAUGAACGAAAUUCUUGCUGCGAUUGGUUUAUCCCAAAGCUCAGAGGAACUUUCCACACCUCCAACGUUCCGUCCACUGCCAGCAGAUAUGACAACAAUAGCACCGUUCUCUUCAACUUCUGUUUCGUCGGUAACAGAGGAUCCUAUCAACAACGCAAUCAACGUGGAUGAUCCGAAGGUAGCUCAAGAGUUGAAGGAGCUAUUGCGUUCGUUCGGUUUGCUGAAGGAAGCGGAUAGUGAGGCAAGUGCGAAUAGUCCACUGCCGCAAGCUGAACGACUUGUCGACAUUCAGCCAGCAGCAUUGGUACUGCACGAACCAUUAAAGGUAGAGGAAUCAACCCCUACGAUUGAGGAACCGAAAAAACCGGAAGUCCAAACGACCGGUGGAUUGACACAGGCUAGUGUAAAGGCGGAUGAUUAUGUUGCCUUUAAACCAUUGCCUAUCGGAACAUCCAUGGACGAGGGAGAUGCAAAACCAAUAGACGAAGAGUUGGACGCUUUGCUAAAGUCAUUCGGACUGCUGGGGCCGGGACCUCGCAAUAAGAAAUCCAUGCAUCCGGAACCAACCCACAAACCACCGACUCAGAUGGUUAUGAUGAAAACAGUUCCAUCCAUCGAUGCUGAUCUAGUAGCACCACAGCUAAUGUCCGUGCUGGGAACGCUAGGCAUACAGAUGAAAAAUGGCCAACAGGAGGCAUCUCCAUCUACAGGAGUAACACCGCUAAUCAGGCGGCGAGAGAAAACACCUCGUAAACUUGAUCCACCAGUAGAUCAAACUCCUUCAGCGGCUCACUUACGCGUUAGCAAUGAAGACUACCGUAAGCUGGAACAAUUGUGGCAAACGGUAAAGCAGCUCGAAAAGCUAAACGCAUCCCUGACGGACGAUUCGCUCGAUGUGCUCAAUCCGAAACACUACAAUUUAAGUCCAUCCCUCCUAGCACAGGGUCCCGAUCCUCUUCUCGAUAAUGUCGAUGCCCGUGAAAAGUUAAACGAGAUCAAGAAGCGUCAGGAACCGGCCACAAGUACUACUACUGCUACUACUAUUACUACUACGACGUCUACCGCCUCGUCGGUUCAGAAUGACGACAGUGCUGCGGUGACGGAAAGUGAUAGUCCGUUCCGUUUUAGCCUGCAGCUUAACACUGGCGGAGGUGGUACUACGAGCGAUGAUUCUGAGUUGGAUGAAUCCUUAGCUAAGCUUACCACCACCGAAACUUCAUCCGAUACGACAACGAUUUCUCCCACCACGAACACCACCCCUUCAACUACCACCACAACGACGGAAAGUGCACGAAAUGCCGCACUGGAAGAUUCGUUUCCCUCGUCCGAUUUGGCUGGUGAUCCGGUGAACGAGGAACCGCUGCCACCUCCACGCCGUAACGGUUUCUACUUUUUGUACGAUUGGAACACGUUCUUAGAAGUGGGCGAAGAACCGAACAAGGUAAUCAUUCGGUACAACCCGCAGGCAGGUGACCCAAGCCGAUUCCUACCGGUUACUGUACCGUAG
This is a messenger RNA of Anopheles maculipalpis, 2228 nucleotides long. Its product is annotated as mucin-5AC. The record is from RefSeq and is a predicted model, not a curated record. NCBI's taxonomy places the organism in Eukaryota, Metazoa, Arthropoda, Insecta, Diptera, Culicidae. Bases 6 to 2228 code for a protein of 740 amino acids. The transcript has 2 exons.